AUGUCUGCGGAUCAGUAUCCUACACCGCAAAAGUCGCCGAGUCCGGUUCAGACGACAUCUACUGCACGUAUCGUUCCUUUGACUUGUCACGGGCAUUCAAGACCUGUCACACAUCUAUCAUUCUCUCAAUUUGUUGAUGAUAACUACUUUCUUAUUUCUGCUUGUAAAGAUGGCAAUCCAAUGCUACGUGAUGGUAUUACUGGCGAUUGGAUUGGGACUUUCAUUGGCCACAAGGGUGCUGUGUGGCAGGCUAGACUUUCUCGCAAUGCUCAUUUGGCAGCUACUGCAUCCGCGGAUUUUUCAGCAAAAAUCUGGGAUGCAUUCACUGGCGAGACAUUGCAAACGCUGCAGCACAACCAUAUCGUGAGAUGUGUGACUUUCUCUCCGGACGACACCCAGAUAUCCACCGGAGGGCCGGAGAAGAAGCUGAGGAUAUACGAUUUGAAUAAGCCUGACGCUACAGAGAUUGGCCCUGGUGCACACAAUGGAACUAUCAGAACGGUGUCAUGGUCGGGGGCGAACCCUAACAUUGUCGUCUCCGGUUCCGAGGACAAAUAUAUUCGAUGGUGGGAUGUGCGAAAGAGGGAUAUUGUGUCUGCAUACAUGGUCGACGAACCCCUUGCCAGCUGUGAAUUCUCAACUGAUGGGAAGAUAUUGAAUGUAUCGGCUGGAAAGUCGGUAUACUUCUUCGAUGGGGUGUCUGGAGGGCUGUUGAAGAGCGUCAAAACAGAAUACGAUUGUGCGACUGUGACACUCGAUGCACCAACCAGGAAGUUUGUCACGGGAGGCAGUCAGGAUACUUGGGUUAGGGUAUAUGAUUUUGAUUCUGGGAAAGAACUAGAGGUGAACAAGGGCCACCAUGGACAUAUUUGGUCUGCUAGCUUUUCGCCAGAUGGGAAUCUUUAUGCGACUGGAUCUGAAGACGGGACUAUCAAGUUGUGGAAAUACACAGCUCAACCGUACGGUCUUUGGCAGUAG
Molecule: messenger RNA, 978 nt
Organism: Orbilia oligospora ATCC 24927
Lineage: Eukaryota; Fungi; Ascomycota; Orbiliomycetes; Orbiliales; Orbiliaceae
Exons: 7
Coding region: 1-978 (325 amino acids)
Biological process (GO): spliceosomal snRNP assembly
Cellular component (GO): SMN complex
Molecular function (GO): protein binding; RNA binding
Source: RefSeq, a predicted model, not a curated record